CUGCCCGGGGCACCGGCGGGCGCCGCAGUCCGCUCCUCAGUGCUCGGCGGGCAUGGAGUGAGCGAGGAGCCGCGGCUUUCCCGCCGGGGAGCGGAGGUUCAGAGGGGAAAACAACAACAGAACGGAACAGUGUUUAUAGACCAACUACUAACAGAAGGAAAGAGAAGACCUGCUGUCUAAAAAAAGGGGAAAAAAAAGUGCUGCAUAUUCAGGUCCUCAAUCAGCGUGAAUGGCAUUAACAAAGGAUUCAUCUGAAUGGAUUAAAUGGAUUAUCACAGCUGCCUGGUGGCUGCUGAUUGUUUUUUCAGCACAAGAAAUUGAUGGGGGAGAAUAUGCAUAUAUUGACCCAUGUGGGGGACAGGAUUGUUCAGUUUGUCGGUGCUUUCCAGAAAAAGGAUCAAGAGGUCAGCCUGGUGAGCUGGGAGCUCAAGGUCCAAUUGGAUCCUUGGGAUCUACAGGACCAGCUGGUCUGCCAGGUGAAAAAGGUCAGAGAGGUGAGAAUGGGCAACCUGGGCCAGCUGGAGAAAAAGGUGAUAAGGGCCCAACAGGAGUCCCGGGAUUUCCUGGUUUAGACGGUGUUCCUGGAUUACCAGGAAGUGAAGGACCCACAGGCAAGCGUGGUUUGGAUGGCUGCAAUGGCUCAAGAGGAGAUCCAGGAUUCCCAGGCGAAAAUGGAUACAUUGGACCAAGAGGUCCUUAUGGGUAUCCAGGGCAAAAAGGAGAAAAAGGAAAUUCAGUGUAUGUUUCCCAUUUUGGAAGAGGACCUCCAGGAGACAGAGGUGAUCCUGGACCUCCUGGCAUGCCAGGACCUAGAGGAUCAAGAGGUACAACAGGCCCCUCUGGAUACCCAGGCCAACCAGGCUUGCCUGGUGCUCCAGGUUUCCCAGGUUUGCCAGGUGAACAGGGAAAUCCAGGCAUUGGAGUGGAUGGACAAAAGGGGGAACAGGGUGAUGUUGGACUUCCUGGGCCACCAGGGUCACCACUGUUAAUUGGACCUCCUGGAGCUCAGCUGUUCAAAGGAGAAAAGGGCCAAAAAGGACUUCCUGGGAUGACCGGAUACAGAGGACCACAUGGACCCAAAGGUGUAUCUGGGCGAGGAGAAAAGGGUGAAAAAGGUAUUCCUGGAUUCCCUGGAGUGCGGGGUAGUCCUGGUUCUUACGGACCCGCAGGUUUUCCUGGAAUAAAGGGAGAACCAGGAGCUGCUGGUUUUCCCGGACAAGUUGGCUAUCCAGGCAUAAAGGGGGAUCCUGGAGAAGAAGGGCCCCCAGGUCCUCCUGGAAUUGUUGGAACUCCACUGUUUCCUAUAAAAGGUCUGCAGGGAGAUCCUGGAUUUCCGGGUCCCAUUGGUGAUAUGGGGUCAAUUGGACCACCUGGCCCUGCAGGCCCGCUCGGAAGACCAGGAGAUGAUGGAACAAGUCUGCCUGGCCUGCCAGGAACAAGUGGGGCACCAGGACUGCAAGGUGUUCAAGGUGACCCUGGUUUCCCUGGAACAGGUGAAUCAGUCCCAGGAAGACCGGGAUUUCCUGGACCACCAGGAUUACCAGGACAGCCAGGAAGACCAGGCUUACCUGGACUACCCAGUGUAAUUUGUACUGACAGAGGGAUUCCUGGAGAACCUGGAGCAAAAGGUCAGACAGGCCUUCCAGGAAGAAAAGGUGAAAAAGGAGAGAAGGGAAAUCAAGGCCUCUGCUCAUGUAGCCCUGGUCCUCCUGGUCCCCGUGGCAUACAAGGACCUCCAGGUACUCAAGGAAAGAAAGGACAAAUGGGAUACCCUGGAAGACAUGGAGAAAAGGGCAAUCCAGGCUUAUCUGGUGCAAUGGGAUCACCAGGGCUCCCUGGGACACCUGGUUCUGCUGGACAAGAGGGUGAAAAAGGGGAGAAGGGUGAUCCAGGGAGAAUUAGAAUAAAAGGAAUAAAAGGUGAAAGAGGCCCUCGUGGGGUUCCAGGAUUUCCGGGCCAACGAGGUAACGAUGGCAGAGAUGGGGAACUAGGAUUGCCUGGAGAAAAAGGAGCCAAGGGCGACUCUGGAGUACCACUGCUGGGUGAUAAAGGGUUCCCUGGGGUCCCAGGAAGUCCUGGGGUAAAAGGACAGAUGGGAUUGCCUGGCUUGGGGUUUCCCGGCCCACCAGGAGUCAGAGGAGUCCCUGGAGACUUUGGUGAUACUGGUAAUGUUGGGCCACCUGGUCCCAAGGGUCAGAAAGGUGAGACAGUCUGUAUUACUCCACCAUACCCUGGAAGUCCAGGCCCCCCAGGUUUUAAAGGUGUUCAAGGACAAAAGGGUUUAAAAGGACUCCCUGGUCGUCCUGGACCAAACGGCUUUGAUGGGCAGAAAGGCCAGCCAGGCAGGCCAGGAGCAGGAAUCCCUGGACCAGAAGGCUUUCGAGGCAAAGCUGGUGAUCCUGGUGAUGAAGGUGAAAGAGGAUCUACGGUUGAUGGUAAAAAUGGCCCUCCAGGUCCACCUGGCAUAGAUGGUCAGAAAGGUGUUCCAGGUGAUACCACAUAUGGUCCUCCAGGAAUCCCAGGCUAUAGGGGACUGCCAGGACCACCUGGUGCUCAAGGAACAAGGGGUGAUCCAGGCAUUCCUGGGCUUCAAGGCCAGCCCGGCACCCCAGGAUUUCCAGGUGCCAAAGGUUUUAGAGGCCCAGAAGGUGAUAGAGGAGCACCAGGCUGUCCAGGCUUCCCUGGUCUACCAUGUGACAUGGGCUUACCAGGGCCACCAGGACUCAGAGGUGUCAUGGGCCUGCCAGGCCCUCAAGGCUUACCAGGCUUUAAAGGUCAGAGAGGAGACAGAGGCCUCGUAGGGCCACCUGGACUGAAAGGUCUCAAAGGCUCUCCUGGCUCACCAGGCCCCCCAGGUCCUCCAGGCUCCCGAGGAGUUACAGGACAUCCUGGGGACAGGGGAGCGCCUGGCUUCCCAGGUCAAACAGGAAGCAAAGGGAUUCAAGGACCUCAAGGAUUCCCAGGACUCCCAGGAACACAAGGGCCAAUGGGAAUCUCUGGUUUAAAAGGUGAAGGAGGAGAAAUGGGUCUGCCUGGGCCUGGUGGAGAAUGUGGGGAUUUGGGAAUAAAAGGUGAAAGAGGUCCUCCAGGAGACAGUGGCUGCAUUACCAUUCGGCUUGAGAAAGGACAAAAAGGGGAACCAGGGUUUCCUGGUGAGAAUGGAUUUAGAGGUGAAAGAGGUGAAAAAGGCAAUGCUGGUUCCAGAGGCAUCCCAGGAUUUCCAGGGAAAAGUGGUCUCCCAGGACUGCCAGGUGACCAUGGUGACACUGGACUGAUGGGGUUUCCAGGAUCACGGGGUUUUCCAGGACCAAAGGGCUUUAAAGGAAUUACGGGUUUUCAAGGACAACCAGGUGACCAGGGUGAUGUUGGCUUACCAGGAAUCCCUGGAAAUCGAGGAUUGACUGGCCGUAAAGGACCUAAAGGUGAGAAAGGUGACCCAACGGUUCUGCUUGGUACACGUGGUCGAAAGGGGCCUCCAGGAGAUCCAGGAUUACCAGGACUCUGUGGAUUCCCAGGAGAGAAGGGUUCAUCAGGUGUCGAAGGGCGACCUGGAAGACCAGGAUCCAAGGGGCAGCCUGGAUACCCAGGAAUACCUGGAUUUCCAGGUGCUGUGGGCCCUCAGGGAUUGCCAGGAGAACCUGGAGAAAAAGGGAAACAAGGAUUUUUGGGACCUCCAGGAUUGCAAGGAAUUGCUGGUCCCCAAGGCAGAAAAGGUCUUCCUGGACUGCCUGGACUAGAUGGCUUGAAUGGACUAAAAGGUCAAAAGGGUUCCCCAGGAGCUCCAGGUCAAAGUGAAACAGGGACCCCAGGAUACACGGGAGAACUUGGACCAAAAGGAGACAGAGGUGAACCUGGAUGGCCUGGUAUUUCUAUUCCAGGUCCCCCUGGAGAAAGGGGAUUGCCAGGAUUCCCAGGUAGAAGAGGAGCUGUUGGACCUGCUGGACCUAUGGGAAGAUCUCCUGAUCAUGCUCCUCCUGGUCUUCCGGGUGAUCAAGGACCACCUGGUUUAGAUGGCAUCAGAGGCCAGCCAGGGAAUCCUGGCCCUCCUGGAGAGACUGUCUUUGUGCGAGGAGAUCCAGGUGAUGUCGGUAUUCAAGGGGCACCUGGGAUUCCUGGGCAGCGAGGGCAACAAGGAGCCAAAGGUCUGCCAGGGAACCAAGGAAGAAGAGGCCCAAAGGGUCCUAUGGGAAUCCCUGGCCCACAUGGCCCACCUGGUGCUACAGGACAACCAGGAGACCAAGGUUUUCAAGGAAAACCUGGUCCAAAAGGUCCUUCAGGUUUCAUAGGUGACCCUGGUGAACCAGGAAAAAUAGAUGACUCAUGCCCUGCAAUCCCAGGGCCUCCUGGAGAAACAGGACAAAGAGGAGAUGAUGGUUCUAUAGGAUUACCAGGGCCAAUAGGUCACCCUGGACCCCAAGGAAGAAAAGGUGAAGAAGGGUCAUGUGGCCUGCCAGGUCAAGAUGGCUCACCUGGGCCACCUGGACCUCCAGGUGACCAAGGGAAUAUAGGAGAACAAGGAUACAUUGGGCCACAAGGUCCACCUGGCCAGACUGGUAUCCCAGGACCACCAGGCCCUCAAAUUAGAUCUGCAAGUGGAUUCUUGCUUGUUCUUCACAGUCAGUCAGACAGAGAACCACUCUGUCCACAGGGAAUGCCAAAAUUAUGGACUGGCUAUAGUCUGUUGUACCUGGAAGGACAAGAGAAAGCUCAUAAUCAAGAUCUUGGUCUGGCAGGAUCUUGUCUUCCUAUAUUUAAUACUAUGCCCUUUGCUUAUUGUAAUAUCAACCAAGUUUGUUACUACGCCAGUCGAAAUGAUAAGUCUUACUGGUUGUCAAGUGCUGCUCCUUUACCAAUGAUGCCACUCUCUGAAGAAGAAAUACAACCAUAUAUAAGCAGAUGUGCUGUAUGUGAGGCCCCAGCCCAAGCUGUAGCAGUUCAUAGCCAAGAUCAGUCAAUUCCUCCCUGCCCACUGAACUGGAGAAGUCUUUGGAUAGGAUAUUCUUUUUUGAUGCAUACUGGAUCUGGUGAUCAGGGAGGUGGACAGUCUCUUAUGUCACCUGGAAGUUGCCUAGAAGACUUCAGAUCUGCACCAUUCAUUGAAUGCCAGGGUCAGCGGGGAACAUGUCAGUUUUUUGCUAAUGAAUACAGUUUCUGGCUAAUAACAGUGAUGCCUGAAUUGCAGUUUGCAUCAGCACCUCUGUCAGGAACUCUCAAAGAAGGACAAGAGCAGAGGAAAAAAAUCAGUAGAUGUCAGGUGUGCCUGAAGCACGGCUAACAGAACAAAUCUGAGCAGCUCGAAUGAGACUUGCAUAGGGAAGAGCAGCAUGCUAGAGGUUUAAACAUGAUUUGAUAUUGGAAUACGUUUGAAAGUCUACAGUUCUGUUGUUUUUGUUUGUAUUGAUAUGUAGGACUGAAAGAUGCAUCUAUUGAAUUUUAUCCACCCCUGUACACAUAUCUACAGAUAGGAAAAUCUAGUGUAAACAACGCAAGACCAAAAAAAUGAAACUGUCACACUGGAAUUCACUACUGUAAUAUACAGGCAACAGGGAGAGUUUGGAGGCUUGAAUUAAGUUGUUCUGGAAUACCAGGGAAAACAUACCUGAUUAUGCAAGACAACACAUUUCCUGCUACAAGGAGCAUUUAGAACAGGAGGAGUAUGUGUAUUUAUAUGGCAUAUUAUAAAUAACUACUCUCUAAAAAAAAGAAUAAAUACGGAUGUGCAAGUA
Molecule: messenger RNA, 5726 nt
Organism: Dromaius novaehollandiae (emu)
Lineage: Eukaryota; Metazoa; Chordata; Aves; Casuariiformes; Dromaiidae
Gene: COL4A4
Product: collagen type IV alpha 4 chain
Exons: 48
Coding region: 230-5275 (1681 amino acids)
Biological process (GO): glomerular basement membrane development; collagen-activated tyrosine kinase receptor signaling pathway
Cellular component (GO): collagen type IV trimer
Molecular function (GO): extracellular matrix structural constituent conferring tensile strength
Source: RefSeq, a predicted model, not a curated record